AUGUCUGAAGAGGCUCCCGUUUACGUCGCCGCUCUUCUUCUCGAUCCACGCUGUCGGAAAGCAUACUUGGAUAAGAACUGGAAGAGUGCAUGGAUCAAUCCGGCGAUUGCGGAUGUCCGACAGGUAUGGGAGGAGGAAUACAAUAUCAACAACAGCGUCAAUGAUAUACAUGGAGACAUUGUAACUACUCCAGAAGAUACUCCAGUCGCGCCAGGGAAGCCGCCUUCGCAGCUACAGCUUUUGCUGCAGGAGAUGGAGGUCGAGACGGCUGUGUCAACAGACAGUGAUAACCUAGAGGCAUUUAUCAAUGCUCCAGCUAUCAAGAUUGAUUGCGAACCUCUAGAGUGGUGGUGUCGCACUGAACAACGACGGCAAUUUCCACGCCUUAGCCGUAUGGCCAUCGAUAUACUCUCGAUAAACCCUCAAUCAGCAGAGCCUGAAAGGACCUUCUCCGGCGCGCGUAGGACUGCGUCAUGGGACUGGCUGUCGAUAACGUGCGAGCGAAUAGAAGAAGUUGAGUGUCUCGGCAAUUGGAUACGGAAUGGGCAUAUUGUAGCGAGUCGGGACGGUGGACUGGGACUAGUGUGCGACCCGGACGGUGUUAAUGGCAAUGUAGAUACAGAAAUUAGUGAUACAGAGUAG
Molecule: messenger RNA, 642 nt
Organism: Fusarium poae
Lineage: Eukaryota; Fungi; Ascomycota; Sordariomycetes; Hypocreales; Nectriaceae
Exons: 1
Coding region: 1-642 (213 amino acids)
Molecular function (GO): protein dimerization activity
Source: RefSeq, a predicted model, not a curated record